This is a messenger RNA of Rotaria socialis, 966 nucleotides long. The record is from the annotation of a GenBank genome assembly. NCBI's taxonomy places the organism in Eukaryota, Metazoa, Rotifera, Eurotatoria, Philodinida, Philodinidae.
AUGGCACCAAAGAAGACGAAAGAAUAUUCAAAUGACUUACGUGAAGUUGUUAUUAAACACUACCUGAAUGGCAAUAAUGAACGUGAAAUAGCUCAAAGCGUAUUAAUUCCACGUACCUCUGUUCAUUAUAUGAUUCAAAAGUAUAAAUCCACAAAAUGUAUUGGAAAUAUUAUUGGAAGAGGUCGAAAAAGAAAAACUACAAGUCACACUGAUCGCAAUGUACAACGUAAAAUCAAAGCUGAUCGGCAACAAUUCGUCGGCGUGCUCGUGAAAUCUGUUUAUACGGUCGUUGCUCGGAAAAAACCAUAUGUCAGCAAAAUCAACCGUGGCAAAAGACUUGAAUAUGCUGUAACAUAUCGCGAAAAGCCUUUGGGCUUCUGGAAUAGUGUCCUUUGGUCAGAAGAAAGCAAAUUCAACUUAUUCGGUUCAGAUGGGAAGAUAAUGGUUUGGCGAACAACAGCAGAAGAAUUUAAUCCAAGAUGUACAGUGCCAACUGUGAAGCAUGGAGGUGGAAAUGUUAAGUGUUGGGGAUGCUUUUCAGCAUCUGGCGUUGGUAAUUUGGUUUUCAUCGAUGGCAAUAUGACUGGCGAAUUGUAUAGAGAUAUUUUACAAAAAAAAUUAUUACAAUCGGUGAAGAAAUUGAACAUGAACACUGACUGGUACUUCCAACACGACAGCGACUCAAAGUAUAGAACAAGUAUUGUAACGAAUUGGCUCGAUCGGGAACGUAUGCAAAGACUCAAACGGCCUUCGUGUUCACCAGACAUAAAUCCUAUAGAGUAUCUAUGGGACGAAAUGGAGCGAAGAAUGAAGAAACACCAACCCAAAAAUGAAAAAGAACUCAAGGAUAUUCUGACUCGAAUUUGGUAUGGCAUUGAACAAUCUGUCUUAAAAAAGUUGGUUCAUUCAGUUCCAAAUCGAUUAAAUGAAGUCAUUCGUACGAAAGGAUAUCCAACUCGAUACUAA